Messenger RNA from Aspergillus lentulus, 2508 nucleotides. RefSeq names its product putative C6 transcription factor. Gene Ontology annotation, cellular component: nucleus. The record is from RefSeq and is a predicted model, not a curated record. Gene Ontology annotation, biological process: DNA-templated transcription; regulation of DNA-templated transcription. NCBI's taxonomy places the organism in Eukaryota, Fungi, Ascomycota, Eurotiomycetes, Eurotiales, Aspergillaceae. Gene Ontology annotation, molecular function: zinc ion binding; DNA-binding transcription factor activity, RNA polymerase II-specific; DNA binding.
AUGCCGAACCCUGCUAUAGCUUCUGUUCAGCAGACUCCACCACCACCAGCACAGCUUGCAGGCGAUCAGAAUAAGGAAGAAAGUGCUGAUGAGUCGUGGUCUGCUGGCGAUAGUGAUAAUGAUCGCGUCGCGCCAAAUGAUUCAAGUGCAGGCCGCAGUUUGAAACGGAAACGGCCGCUCACUGUGUCAUGCGAACUCUGCAAACAGCGUAAAGUCAAAUGUGACCGGGCCCAACCAAGUUGUGGAUGGUGCGCUCGCAAUGGCCAGCUAUGCGAGUACAAGGAACGAAAGAAGCCUGGUCUUCGGGCUGGAUACGGAAAAGAAUUGGAGCAGCGGCUUGAUCGGCUGGAGCAGGUCAUCCAGACGCAAGCCCGGCUCAUCGAGACUCAUAUCAUUCAAAGCCAGCAUCGCAUGAGUAUGAGUCACGACCUCUCACAAGCUGGGCCACAUUCGUAUAGUUCUCCGUCGGAACCUUCUGCGGCUCAUGGACCAAGCCCUCGUAACCCAGUGUAUUUCCAAGAGACAUCGACUGCGCCUUUAUCAGCUCGCCACAAUGAUGUCUCAAUCACAAGCCCUUCAGAUACUUCGGUUAGGAACGCGAUGCAGAGCCAUGUCCCGAAUGGCAUCUCUUCAGCGGGCCCACUCUCCUCAAUGUCGGGCAGUAAUCCGCAUAACGACUAUACGGGGAAUGAGUCUUCCUUGAAGGUACCAGUCAACCUGUAUUCUAAUCAAGAACACUCUCUGGCUGAUCCAGAACUCGAUCUGCCGCCGUAUGACCUCUUGUACGCACUGGUGGACUUGUACUUCGAACAUAUCAAUACCUGGUGUCCUAUUCUUCACCGGAGGACAACUCUGGACACUUUCUUCGGACCUUCUCCUCUCGAAGAAGCCGACCGUAUGGUUCUCUAUGCCAUAGUCGCGACGACUCUGCGCUUCUCGAGUGACCCUCGCCUGAAUGAGCAAAACCGCAAGCGGUACCAUGACUCUUCGAAACAGAAGGUCAUCUUGUACGGCCUUGAAAACUCGUCGGUGAAAGCACUCCAGGCGUUGGUGAUAUUAGCACUGGACCUGGUGGGAUCGUCUAAUGGUCCGCCGGGCUGGAAAUUGCUUGCUCUUAUCACACGGUCGGUUGUCCAGCUGGGAUUAGCUGUUGAGUCCAAGUCGUCUCUCAUCGCCCCUGUUUAUCCGUCCAUCUACACCUUAAGAGCCGUCACUCUACCGGAGCCCAGUUCCUGGAUUGAGGAUGAAAGCAGGCGCAGACUGUUCUGGAUGGUAUACCUUUUAGAUCGAUAUUCCACCAUUGCUACGGCCUUCGACUUUGCUUUGGAUGACAAGGACAUUGACCGCAAAUUACCAUGCAAGGACGAAUACUUCACUAAAAACGAGCCGGUAGAGACGAGAUGGUUCCAACACACGAGUGAACGUCCUGAUUAUCUGAGUCGAGCAGAGAAUGUUGGUUCGUUCGGUUUGUAUGUGGAGAUCCUUGGGAUCUUUUCACGCAUACAUCUUUUCUUGAAGAGACCAGUGGAUAUUGGAUCUCUAUCCGAUGUUGAGGGAUGGCAAGCAACGUAUCGCAAGUUGGACAAUGAGCUGACCUCUUGGGAGUUUAACCUACCCUCUGAAUAUGCGUAUGAGAACUCCUCGCGACUGUUCAAUGGAUCGAAGCACAGCAAAAGUCUGCACUGUGACUGGGUGCAACUUCAUUCCACAUUUCAAACAGCUGUGAUCCGCCUCCAUUCAUCCGCCGCCUAUCCGACCACGAGGUCUCCAAUCUUUACACCAUCGUAUAGUGCCAGCCAACGCUGCUUGCUAGCUGUUGAUAAUAUCCUUUCCGUGACCCGUUUCGUCGUGGACAACAAUAUGCUCGAUAAAUUCGGGCCCCCCUUUGCCUUCACUCUGUGGGUCUGUGCUCGCCUGUUGCUCGUACAUGGCUCGACCAUCGCUCACACCGUGAGCCCCGACAUAAUAUUCUUCGUCGACGCGCUUGCCCAGAUGGGCAAAUACUGGAAGGUCGCAGAACGCUAUAGUACCAUCUUGCAGCGUGUUCUUGACGAGUACGGCGAAUAUCAGCAAUCUGGAGCGACAGAUGGCGAUCGAUCUACACCAUCCAGUGUAAAAAUUCUCGCGGACAUGCGUCGCUGCGCGUUUGAUCUGGACUUCCUCAUCUCGCGACAGCCGCGCUCAUCCCCAGCGGGUAGCCAACUAACAGCGCCAACAAUGCCCAUGCCGUCACGAAAUCUAGCACCAAAUGAGCUUGAGUAUCUCGACGUUUUUGGCUUCUUCAAUGUGCCCCGUGUUCCUCCCACACGAGCUCCAGACAUGACGAAUCUGGAUAUGAACGAGUCUGUCAACAAUCCGAUGUCAAUACAUGGCCUCACCGGAAAUGGUCCCAACGGUCCCACAAACUCUACCGUUGACAAUACACAUAGCAGUACCAAUGAAUUCAACAUCACUAAUUAUCUGAUUCCGACCCCUGAGACUGACUGGCUUUUUCGACCUGGCGGGUAG